UUCUUCAACAGAAUGCCACAAGGAACAUGUUUCUUAGUAUUUCUAAGUAUGGGUUUUAAUAACGCCGCCAGGAAACUUGUGCUCUAUUGGAAGCGAACCGAUCAUCAGAUGAAGUUGUUCCUUGUCAUCAUGCUCCUGCUUUCUCCUAUCGUUAUUACGAUUGGUGCUACUAGAAAGAAGCAUAAACCAAGAGUUGUAAUUAGCCUCAAAAUACCGACUCGUUUACCCAACAGAAGAGGAGGAUCUACGGGAGGAUUUGGAGGAGGUGGUGGAGGAAGCUGGUGA
Cylicostephanus goldi is the source of this 285-nucleotide messenger RNA. The record is from the annotation of a GenBank genome assembly. NCBI's taxonomy places the organism in Eukaryota, Metazoa, Nematoda, Chromadorea, Rhabditida, Strongylidae.